Arvicanthis niloticus (Nile rat) is the source of this 3081-nucleotide messenger RNA. It is a transcript of the gene Il33, whose product is annotated as interleukin 33. NCBI's taxonomy places the organism in Eukaryota, Metazoa, Chordata, Mammalia, Rodentia, Muridae. Gene Ontology annotation, molecular function: cytokine activity. The record is from RefSeq and is a predicted model, not a curated record. Gene Ontology annotation, biological process: positive regulation of cytokine production; positive regulation of inflammatory response.
GACGCUCUGCACAGAGGAGGAACUGCAGCUGCGAAAGGGAGAAAUCAGGACAGGAUCACCAAGGUUUCUCCAGGGAGCACUUCCUUUCCACGGAAAGAGGGAAAUUUCAGAGCAGUGGGAAGAAGGAAAGAGAAAGUCACUCAGCUGGAUCGAACAAGGAGCUAUCCACAGGAGCUCACUGCAGGAAAGUACAACGUUCAAGACCAGCUAUUUCCUGCUGAUAUCAAGAAACCUGAAAAAUGAGACCUAGAAUGAAGUAUUCCAACUCCAAGAUUUUCCGGGCAAAGUUCAGGAGCACAACCCGCAAAGCCCUGGUCCCACCCUGCAAAAUAAAAGGAUCCCAACAGAAGAACAAAGACGUCUGCCAUUUCUACUGCAUGAGGCUCCGUUCUGGCCUCACCAUAAGAAAGGAGACUGGUUAUUUUGAGAAAGAACCCACCAAAAGAUAUUCACUAAAAUCGGGUAGCAAGAAGCAUGAAGAGAGCUUCUCUGCCUAUCCAAAGGCUUCUAAGAAGAGAUCCCUGCUGGGCGUAAGCAGACUCCAAGCAUUUGCUGCAUCAGUUGACACACUGGGUAGUAUCCAAGAAACUUCACCUUUAACACAAUCUUGUGCCUCCCUGACCACGUACGAUGACCAAUGUGUUAGUUUUGUUUUGGAGAAUGGAUGUUAUGUCAUCAAUGUUGAAGACUCUGGAAAAGACCAAGAAAAAGACAAGGUGCUACUUCGUUACUACAAGUCUUCCUUUCCGGCAAGUCAAUCAGGCGAUGGUGUGGAUGGGAAGAAGCUGAUGGUGAACAUGAGUCCUGCCAAAGACACAGACAUCUGGCUGCACGCCAACGACAAGGACUAUUCUGUGGAGCUCCAAAGGGGUGAUGUCUCGCCUCCAGACCAGGCCUUCUUUGUUCUUCACAAAAAGUCCUCUGACUUUGUUUCAUUUGAAUGCAAGAAUCUUCCUGGCAAGUACAUAGGAGUGAAGGAUAACCAGCUUGCUCUAGUGGAAGAAAAGGACGAAAAUGGAAACAGUAUCAUGUUUAAGCUCUCUAAAAUGUAAUGUGAUGAAAAACCUGUGGGUUCUGGGUUGAAUGACUUAAUGUUUCCAACUGAAGAAAGGCUAACAGAAAAAGAAAGCCAUUCUUGGUUUAAGAUGAUGUGGAAUUAUUAUAUAGGAAGAUUCUUUUAUUUCCUUUUUUACAGCUACACGUUUAGUAAACACGUGAAUAUACGACAUAGGGCAUUGAUAAAGAAACUGAAAGAGAUUCAGCCUUGCCCUUUUUUCUGCUUUAAGAUUACACUCACAGAUCUCUUCAGAAGAGCACUAACCACAGAUCAUGUUUCGCUUGAGACAGGGUCCAUUCCAAAAACCUUCAUAAAAACAAAACAGAAAACCAGCAAAACAAAAACAAACACAAACAAACAAAGUAAAUACCUAAACAAUUUUCCCUGGUUCCAAACAAAAGAUUGCAAUACUAGAGCAGUUAGUGGGAGGACCAGCUAGGGGGAGGACCAGUUGGUGGGAGGAUCAGCUAGAGGGAGAACCAGUUAGUGGGAGGAUCAGCUAGGGGGAGGACCAGUUGGUGGGAGGAUCAGCUAGAGGGAAGACCAGUUAGUGGGAGGAUCAGCUAGGGGGAGGACCAGUUGGUGGGAGGAUCAGCUAGAGGGAGGACCAGUUAGUGGGAGGAUCAGCUAGGGGGAGGACCAGUUAGUGGGAAGAUCAGCUAGGGGGAGGACCAGUUAGUGGGAAGAUCGGCUAGGGGGAAAACCAGCUGCUGCAGAGACUGUUUCUCAGAAUAAAAUACCAAAUGUAUCAAUAGAUGCCCUAGGCAACCCUCAGAUCAGCCCUUUCUGUCAAGAACCCAAGCACACCAGAUGCUUACAUGCCUAGACAGACAGGAUAACUGUAUGAGAGAGAAGACAACUGGAAAACAAAGAAACAGAAAGUCUGUGUUUGUGAAGUGGAGUGAUGUUACCUGUGCUUCUUUCUUUCUUAAAAUUCCCAUUUUCUUUUAAAAACAUAGCAGUUUAACUUUAAGCAAGCCAGCUUUCACUAGGAAACAAAACACAUGUUAGUUCACACCUGUAACUGAAAUCACUGACUAUAAGUCUUCUGACUAUAAGUCUUCUGCCCCUUCUUUGGUUCUUUGGACCAACAUAUCCAUAACAGAUCUUCUACUCCCUGAGCCUUGUUUCUGUUUUCUCUGACAGCUACACACCAACACACUUACUCCGCUGUAUUUAAUCUGCACUGCAUUGAUUUGUCACAGUCUUACUCUAGAGGAAAGUAAAAACAGAAUCUACAUCAUCCCCCUGGAAACCACCAUGUUGACUCUAUGAAUCUGUACAAUACCCUUAAAAUAGUCAUUAAGAAGUCAAAUGUGUUCUUCUUGUUGUUCGUAACUUUGAAUAAACUAUUUUUCAAAACCACGUGUGACCUCAAAACACUCCAGCAUUCUGAAUUCUUAAAUGAAAAUGAGUGUACAUCAGUCCAUCACUGUUGACAAAUGAAGCAAGUGGCUGUUUGACAACUUAGGGUAUUAAAGUAGACUUUUCGGAACAUGGAAGGGAUUGUGUCUGUCUUACCUUCAUCCUCCCAGUGCCUCUUUCUUUCUCUCAAAUAGGAGACUUUCACACCAAACCAAACAUACACCUCCAUGUUCCUGCAUCAAAAAUUAACCUAAAAUCCCUGAUCCUUUAUUUCUUUUCUGUUUUGUUUUCUUUUAAAACAUAUUUUCAGAGCUGAGGAAACUUUUGAGAAAGAUGAGGACCGGAGUUCGGAUCCCAAGCUCCCAUAUAAAAGCCAAGAGUGGCUGUAAACCCCAGUGCUAGGGAGGGUGAUUCUGGGCUGCUGCUGGCCUGUUAGCCCAGCCAAGCUGGUAAACUCUGGGUUCCGAGACUGUCUCAAACAGAGGAAGAGUCCUGAUGUUGAUCUCUGGUCUCCACACAUGUGCACAUGUGCACACCUCACACACACACAUUUUCCACAUUAUUACAAUCAGUGUUAUUUGAUUAAAAUAUUUAAUGUUGCACUGGCAUUUUGUCUUACAUGUGCUGUGAUGGCUCAUAAUAAAUAUUGCUGGAAAUAA